This is a messenger RNA of Closterium sp. Yama58-4, 1797 nucleotides long. NCBI's taxonomy places the organism in Eukaryota, Viridiplantae, Streptophyta, Zygnematophyceae, Desmidiales, Closteriaceae. The record is from the annotation of a GenBank genome assembly.
AUGGAGCAGCUACAGACAGCACUGACUACAGCACCAGUACUCAUCCUACCGAAUCCAGACAGAGACUACGUGGUGGAAGCAGACGCUAGUGACCAAGCAGUCGGAGCAGUACUGAUGCAGAAUCACGGACGCGGUUUGCAGCCCAUCGCCUAUCUGAGUAAGAAGCUACACGGAGCAGAACUGAACUACCCUAUCCAUGACAAGGAAGCCUUAGCGAUAGUCACAGCCUUCAAGGCGUGGAGGUGUUACCUAGAGGGAGCCAAGACUACAGUUUACACUGACCACUGCAGCCUCAAAUACCUGAAGUCGCAGCCGACGCUCUCACGACGACAGGUGCGGUGGGUAGACUUCUUGGAGACCCACUUCCACUACGACAUCGUCUACAAGCCCGGGCUAUACAACAAAGCUAACGCGUGGAGCCGCCCCGGUCAUGUAGCAGGCAUCCAACUCGACGGGAUGAACCCUCUGCUCAAGGGUCUAUUCCAGCAUGGAUACUCCGUGGACGCAGAGAUCGCUACAGCAGAGAAACAGAAGCUGUUACAGUGGGAGAAGGACCUAGCUGUAAGAAAGGGAUCAGGAAAGAUUUGGGUACCAAACUAUGCCCCGCUCCGACAGAUCGUACAGGAGGAGUUUCACGAUGUGGCAUACGCGGGACAUUUCGGGAGCAACAAGACGUUAGCGGGAAUAGCAAAGUAUUACUACUGGCCCCGGAUGGCAACAGACGUGCAGCAGUUCGUCACUUCAUGCGACACGUGCCAGCGGAUGAAGAGUAGCAAGCAGAAAAAAGUAGGGUUACUUCAGCCUCUACCCGUACCGGAGCAGCCAUGGCAAGUUGUCAGCCUAGACUUCAUUACUGGGCUUUCUUCGACCUCACGAGGGCAUGAAGCUAUACUCGUGGUGAUCGAUAAGUUCUCUAAAAUGGGACACUUCAUCCCGACCAAUGCCACGGCUACUGCUGAAGCAACUGCUCGCCUCUUCUUCGACCGCAUCAUCACCAUCCACGGCAUCCCCGCUACACUUAUCUCGGACAGAGACCCUAAGUUCACUAGUAAGUUUUGGAGGGAACUCAUGGGAUUGUUGGGGACAAAGCUUGCGAUGUCUUCAGCGUACCACCCCCAGACUGACGGACAGACGGAGCGACUCAAUCAGGUGGUUGAACAGUUACUGCGCACAGCUUGCAAAGACGACGUCAGCCACUGGGAUUCACAGUUACCGACACUUGAGUUCGCUUACAACAACGCGUCGCAUGCGGCCACAGGGAAAUCUCCAUUCUUCCUGUGCUACGGACGGGAACCACUUACACCACAGCAGCCAACCACACCGGCACACGUCCAAGCUGCACACGACUUCGUCACCACCAUGCAGCAGCUAUGGGAGAAGACUCAGCGACGUCUUUCCACGAUGCAAAACUCCCAGAAGCAGUAUGCCGAUCGCCAGCGACGUGAUCACUCAGUAGCAGUCGGAGAUCAGGUGCUUCUUGACACGCACAACUUGAACCUGUCUCACCUACCAUCCAAACUCCGGCCUCGCUUCUGUGGUCCUUUUCUCGUGGAGGCACAGGUGACACCAGUUACAUUCCGCUUGCGCUUACCUACUACGUGGAAGCUUCAUAACGCUUUCCAUGUUCAGCUACAAAAGCCCUACAAGGACCCCAACCAACAGUUCCAGGGACGCCAGCUACCGCCACCAUCACCUGUUCUCAUACAGGAUGAACCAGAGUACGAGGUGGAAAAAUUUCUCGCUCAUCGACGCACACGGCAACACGCUCGAGUUCCUGAUACGCUGGAAGGGAUAUGA